GUUCAUUCAUCUUACACCCUUCCACCCAGAUCCUGUUCGCGGAUACCAAACCUCCCAGUCAUAAUGGCCACGGGACUCUUCAACUCCACCUACUACGGUAAAGACUACCGCGCCGGUGCGGCCUUGCUGCGCGCCCGUCGGCCCUACCUUUUCAAGAAUGCCGCCACCGGUAUGGCCCUGGUAGCCUUCACCAUCAGCGUCUACGCAUACACCAUCCGCGCCGUCGGCCAGGAAGAGUUCUCCGACGUCAAGGUCCCCGACGCCCCUGCGCAGCCGAAGCAGCAAUAGAUCCCUCGCACAUCCCAGCCGAUCCGACCCGAUAUUCCGUGCAGGUCAAAUAUGGUCUAACGGGGACGGUCCUUCGAUGCCGAAUCAAUCGUUCAAUCCCUGUCGGCACA
Messenger RNA from Aspergillus candidus, 398 nucleotides. RefSeq lists its product as uncharacterized. Gene Ontology annotation, biological process: mitochondrial respiratory chain complex IV assembly. NCBI's taxonomy places the organism in Eukaryota, Fungi, Ascomycota, Eurotiomycetes, Eurotiales, Aspergillaceae. The record is from RefSeq and is a predicted model, not a curated record. The transcript has 3 exons. Gene Ontology annotation, cellular component: mitochondrial inner membrane. Bases 64 to 288 code for a protein of 74 amino acids.